CUACUCCAUAUGCAUUCUCCUAUAUAAGAAAAUCAAAUUAAAGCCAUUCUUCACUCAAAAUUAAGAAUACCAAACUCUCUUAUCUUUUAAAUUCAUCAAAAAAAUGGGAAAACUUUUGGCUGUGACUUUUUUGUUCAUGUGUUGUGUUGUUCCAAGUUUGGCCAAAGUUUAUACUGUUGGAGACUCAUCUGGAUGGGGACUUGGUGUGGAUUAUACCACUUGGGCUAGUGGAAUCACUCUUAAUGUUGGUGAUUCACUUGUUUUCAACUAUCCAAGUGGUCACACGGUAGAUGAAGUAAGUUCUAGUGACUACUCUUCAUGCACUACCGGUAAUUCCAUAACGUCCGACAGUAGCGGCGCCACCACUAUCCCUCUCAAGACCGCCGGCACUCAUUACUUCAUUUGCGGCGUAAUGGGCCACUGCAGCGGCGGCAUGAAGCUAGCCGUCACCGUGGCAGCAGCCGGAGGAAGUGGUGGUGCUACCACACCAUCAACCGGCACCACCACACCAACAACCGGGACCACCGCUCCUAAGACUGAAACUACUAAUACUACACAUCCAUCUGCAUCAGUUACUUUGUCACCAUUUAUUCCCUUGUUAAUUUCCGGUGUGGUUGCAAUAUUUAGUUAUUUUGUCACUAUUUAAUAAGCUUAGCCAGGAUAGAGGCAGUGCCACGUUGUGACCAUUUUUUAUUUCCCUUUUGCUUUGUUGAUUUUAUUUAUGUUUACUGCUUUUUACUAUUUGAUUUGCUAUUUGUAAGUUGUUGGGUUGGUACAUGUCUUGUUUUCAUUUGUGAUUUAUUGGCAUGUCAUGAUGACUCUUUUGGUAAAGUACUCCCUCCCUCCUUUCAUUCA
Molecule: messenger RNA, 855 nt
Organism: Solanum lycopersicum (tomato)
Lineage: Eukaryota; Viridiplantae; Streptophyta; Magnoliopsida; Solanales; Solanaceae
Product: blue copper protein
Cellular component (GO): plasma membrane
Molecular function (GO): electron transfer activity
Source: RefSeq, a predicted model, not a curated record